Cryptomeria japonica (Japanese cedar) is the source of this 1251-nucleotide messenger RNA. Its product is annotated as probable sarcosine oxidase. Gene Ontology annotation, molecular function: sarcosine oxidase activity; flavin adenine dinucleotide binding. The record is from RefSeq and is a predicted model, not a curated record. Bases 1 to 1251 code for a protein of 416 amino acids. The transcript has a single exon. NCBI's taxonomy places the organism in Eukaryota, Viridiplantae, Streptophyta, Pinopsida, Cupressales, Cupressaceae.
AUGGGUGAGAUCGCAGGUGAAUAUGAAACAAUUGUUGUAGGAGCAGGUAUAAUGGGCAGUUGCACUGCCUAUCAAAUUGCCAAGAGAGGCAAGUCUGUUCUUCUUCUGGAGCAAUAUGAUUUUCUACACCACAGAGGCUCGUCACAUGGGGAAUCCAGAACUAUAAGAGAAACUUAUGCAGAAGAAUACUAUGCUGCAAUGAUGGAUGAGGCUUUUUCCCUCUGGGAAGAAGCUCAGCAGGAAAGUGGGUACAGAGUUCACAUCAAAACCAAUCAGCUAGACAUUGGUUCAGUCCAAGACAGGAGCCUCCAAUCUGUCAUAGCUGUCUGCAGAAAACUAGGGAUACCCCAUGAAGUUCUAAAUACAGAACAAGCUUCCUUAAGAUACAAAGUAUUAAAUUUGCCUAAGGAUUGGAUUGCUGUUGUCACAAAUAGAGGAGGGAUACUGCGAGCCUCCAAGGCAGUUGCAAUGUUUCAGUCUUUAGCCUUGAAGAAUGGAGCCACUCUUAGAGACAAUGCCCGAGUCAUGAAAAUUACUAACGGGUGGAAAUUGAGUGAUGGGUUGGAUGGUGUUUUGGUGUGCACCAACAGGGGCUCUGUACUUGGAAGGAAAUGCGUGAUCGCUGCAGGUGCUUGGGCUCAGAAACUUGCUAAAGAAAUAGCAGAUAUUGAACUGCCCGUUCAACCUGUUAAUACUCCUAUUGCAUAUUGGAGAAUUGAGGAGGGUUUGGACAGCUUUUCGCCUGAAAAAGGGUUCCCCACAUUUGCUUCUUAUGGCGAUCCCUAUCUUUAUGGGACGCCCUCUUGGGAAUACCCUGGUUUGCUCAAGGUGUCAAUCAGUGGAGGUAACCCAUGCGAUCCGGACAAGAGGACUUUUGUUCCUGAUUUGGAUGUACUAAGAAAAAAGCUAAGCCCUUGGUUAGCUGAGGGUUUUAGAGGGCAUAUUAUGUCAGAGAACCCUGUUGUUGCAGAGGCAUGCAUGUGUUCAAUGUCUCCAGAUGAAGACUUCAUCCUUGAUUUUUUGCCGUUGACAAAGACCUCAUUGUCAAGAGACAAGUCCCCUAUCUUGAUUGCUUGUGGAUUCUCUGGCCAUGGAUUUAAAAUGGGUCCUUUAGUGGGACGGAUAAUGGCAGAUCUUGCCCUCAAAGGAGAAGCCCAUGGGAUACCCUUGCAGUAUUUUUCUAUUGAACGUUUUCUUAAAAGUACCAGAGGCAAUGUCAAGGACUACGAGAACAAGUUUGACAUUAUAUAA